UUUUGCAACUAAUCAGUCACUUCAUUUUUCUGGCACAUCUCUGUUCUACCUUGGUUUGUAAAUAUAAUAUGCAUCUUGUCUUGUCAAUAGAUGGCAGCAAACAGCUGAAGUCCAGAAAUAAAAUUGAAGAGAAACAAAUGUUAUUAUAUUAUUAUUAUUAUUAAUGGGGGAUUUUUAAUAAUUUGUUCAUUUGGAGGAGAGUGAAAGGCUCCUAUAGAGCAGACUUAGUUUAGUUGGUCCUGUUGCACAAAAGAAAACUGAAAUUUGCCACAGAAAUAAGUUAAACAGAAAUAUUUUAACUGCGUUUAUUUGUAACAUAAAACAAAUAGAGGGAAUACGCUUUCUAUUUUUCUUAAAUAUCUUUAGAUUGUUUGAAUUUUUCAGUUUUAACAUAUAGAUAUAAUAAAAAGUGAACAAAUUAUUAGGAUUGGGAACUGUUAUCCAAUGAUCAUAGAAAGGUUGAAUCAGUUACUAAGGGGACACUCUGUGGCAUGAAUCCAGGCCUGACUUAACGCCAAUCUCGCAGAUCUCAAUCAUGUUGGGCCCCCGGAUUCACAUAAGUCCUUCCAAAUUCCACUGCGCCAUACAGACCCGUCCCCGAUGGGCGUGCGUAAUGGCCACAGCCCUCUCCAAAUAUAACUCCUCUUCAAAACAGAGGGAGAGAAAAAGGAGUACGGAAUUCUAACCCAAUCAAAAGCGGGUUGAAAUCUUGUCAGGCCAGACUUUUGUUUCGUGGAUAUAGAGUUCAUCUUUGAGCGUUUUGAUCCAUUCCGUGGCCCCGGAUGGUCCUGGUGCAGUGCACAGCGGGAGGCGCAUUGUUUUUAUGCAAACUGCUCGACAUGGUCAUUGUAUACGUUUGGGCAUAUAUGGAGCCGCUCUUGGCUGGGAGGACACAGCCCGUCUGAAGUCUCAAGGAGAGUUCUCCAACAGUUGUUCCUGCUGGCUCCUCUCCUCUGACUCCCUCUCCUUCGUAAUUAAUCGGCUCCCUCGCUAUGAGUUGCUUGGAUGUGAUGUACCACCAGAACUAUGGCGCGCACUACCUCCCCGCGGCGGCGUACAAGGCGACGUACUACAACCACCAUCCGCAGCAACAACAGAGGAAGCUAAAUGUUUACAGUAAGAUGCAAGAGUGCAUGGAGCAACAACAGCAAGGAGGAGGAAGAGGGAUGCUGCCCAGAGAUCUCCUGGAAGGAUCUGCUGUUGCUGAGUUAGGAAGCAGAUCACCAACCACUUUGGAGCUCAAAGACAGUAGUCAACCUGCAGAAGCUGAGUACCUGAGCUCCAGGUGUGUGCUAUUUACGUACUUUCAAGGCGACAUCGGGGAUGUGGUGGAUGAACACUUUUCCCGCGCUCUAAGUCAAUCUAGCACUUUCAGCGGUGAGACUAAGCCCAUCAGAACUACUCAACCCUCUGCGUCUGCCAAUUUAUGGAAAGACGAUGAUUCUCAAUCAGACAGUCAAGGCAGCUCGGCUUGGAACAACACUUUUGCAUCCCAGAACAGCUCUUGCCUCCCUACUGUCUCUAUCUCGCUCCACCCGGGCGUCUCCUCCAGCCCUGUGCCUUUCAAUCCUCCGGAUGGAGCCUUGUGGGCUGGCCACGUGCUUUCCCAGGCCAGCCUUCCAUCGGCAGCUCCCUUCUCCGAGAGCUGGACCUACAGUCUGAGCCCCCAGAACACGAGUGCCUACCCCAACGUCCACGAUGUUUACCAUCCUCACGUCCGUACCAACAUCCACACCCGGCACCAUCAAUCCAUGCUUCACACAUACUCGCCCCACAGCCCAACGCUGGAUCCCAGAUUCAAUGCACUGUUGCUGCCUGGCGUUAGGAGCCAAAGCCAGUCCACCUCCAGCACAAGCAGCUCCCCACACAGCGAGGCGGUGAAAACGGAGAUGGAUCCCAGCAGUCCCAGUCCCAUCCCAGCAGCCUCAGUCACCUGGACCCCCUCUUCUCUCCAUGGAUCUCUGUAUGACUCAGGUAAAUGUAAGAGAAUGUGUGACAUGUGCUUUAAAUCAUUAAAAAAUGUUAAUAUUUUUCCUUUUUUUUUCUUUCUGCAGCUGUUGAUCAGACCAAAGUAAAAACAUCAGUUUGGUUCUGACUGAUGCGAUUCAGAUGGAAAAUCAACCUGAACCAAAAAUGAAUGGAAAAGUGUCUUUCUUUCUGUUUGGCUGCAACACCAGCACAGUAAUGUAGACAUAUUAGCCAACUGUAGCUUUACCUGAGCAUCCCAGAAUGUCUCAAAAUAUUUUCAGGAUGAACUCAGGCUUUAGACACGGAUGCUUCUGGGGGCAUGCAAAGAAUGACUCAACAAAAGACUACUAGCUUUACGUGCAGAAGGCCUUCAUGCUGUUGAAACACAACUUUGCUUUUCAUUAAAUGUGAGGCUGAGUAGUUCUGUUUCAAGAGCUUGAUGCCUGAUCCACAUUGUGUUUUUGUUAAUGUUUUUUUUUUCUUUUGAUUGCUGUACAUUGCUCAUUGUGCAUGCACUCUUUUGUCAUGCCAAACUGUUGUGUGCUUGACAAAUUCUGCUUUACAUGCUGCUUGGUCACAACUAUUUUGUUUUGUUUUGUGUAUAUACUGGUACUAUGUGACAAAGUAAUACAUUUAUUAAACUGUUUAUGAAAAUUGAGUUCUUUCCUUCUUUCUCUUCAUAAA
Molecule: messenger RNA, 2652 nt
Organism: Oryzias melastigma (Indian medaka)
Lineage: Eukaryota; Metazoa; Chordata; Actinopteri; Beloniformes; Adrianichthyidae
Gene: vgll3
Product: vestigial-like family member 3
Exons: 3
Coding region: 993-2075 (360 amino acids)
Biological process (GO): regulation of transcription by RNA polymerase II
Cellular component (GO): nucleus
Source: RefSeq, a predicted model, not a curated record